CGGUGUAUCAGAAUCAUGGGAGUGUAUUUCUCCAGAAUUCGUUUGGGCUCAAGGAGGAGGGAACACGGCCCAUUCACCACACACUGAACCUAGAGUGCACUAAUGGGAUCUAACGGAGAAGACGUUUCUCAACAACAAUGGCGAAUCACAGCGGCACAGUGGAGAUUCCACGCGAACACGACCGCAUCUCAACGGCGGCUUGGCGUUCGCAUCCAUCAACGUCGCCGUCCCUCGGUGGCUUCAUCUUCUUCAACGAUCCAAUGGAGACGCGAUCGGAGCGCAAUCCGGAGAGCGAAUCUUGAUCGUCGCCAUCGAAUCUCCUUCACUUUGAUUUCAGUCAUCAUUCUCCGCGAAUUGGAACCGCAAGAUCCUGCUAUGAACCGUGGCUAUUGCAUUUCCCAGUGUACCGAGAAGAAGACGCGAAUCUCGCACUCGAGAGAUACGAAAACAAUCGAAGGAGAUGAUGGAAAAAUGACUUACGGACAGUGUGGCUUUCCGACGAUAACAGAUUGGAAGCGGUUGAAGGUGGUUCGGUGAACGGAGAUUGGUUACGGUUGAAGGUGGUUCGGUGAACGGAGAUUGGUUACGGUUACGGAUUCACAAUGUUUGAAGAAUUGAGGUUGAAGAAGAAUCUCGGUUGGGAAGAGGAGGUUGAAGUGGAGUUUGUUACUGUUUCGUUUUUUUGGUGCAGGAUCGAGAGCUUGUGAUGAAGUUUUUUUUUUUGAAGAUGAUCCAGUGUGAAGAAUGUCAUGGAGGUUGUGGAGUUGAAGAGUGGUGAAUUGAAGAUGGAGUGAAGUUAGAAAAGGCUCGUUGGUUAGUUGUUGAAGAAGUGGUUAUGUUAGUUUUUUCUUAGUUUGUUAGAUAGUUCCGAAUUUUCUGUUAUGGAUCGUGAGUUUUUCUGUAAAAAAAAUUAUGCAGGAAUUCAAUGUUAUGCAGGUUAUAUCUAGUUGUAAUGCAGAAUUUUGGUUUAUGUGGUUUAUGUAAAUGCAGAAUUUUGUUUAUGAAUGCAGAAUUUUGUUAUAUUGUAAAUGCAGAAUUUUUGUUUA
Molecule: messenger RNA, 1046 nt
Organism: Lathyrus oleraceus (garden pea)
Lineage: Eukaryota; Viridiplantae; Streptophyta; Magnoliopsida; Fabales; Fabaceae
Exons: 2
Coding region: 103-537 (144 amino acids)
Source: RefSeq, a predicted model, not a curated record